UUUGAUGACCAUGGGCUACCUGCAAAACGAUGUCUAGUUGGAUCCUUGCAUGCAACCGAAAAUAGUGGUGGUAUUGGAAACGUUAUGUUUGAGCUGUUAGGCUUUAUAUCGAUAGCAAAACAACUGAACAGAAUACCAGUUAUCAACAAUCCUAUGAUGGUCAAACGUAUGAAAGAGAUCUCAGAAUACUUUCCACAUAUCACUAGCCAUAUUAAACAAACUGCAUUCUGCGAAAAAUCUGUUCCCAUUCACACACCGCUCGAAUACUGUUGCCGAUAUGAUCCCCGUAUAAUCGAUAAGUUGAAGGGAAGAAACAGCAUUCGUUCGAUAAGUGUACGCCUGCGUUAUUUACAGACCUACAAAUACCUAUGGAACCUGAGCCAUUCUGAGUUACUCCACGCAAUACAAGGUAGUGAAAGUGCUGCGUUUAUCGCCGAAAACAAUCUUUUUCCAAAGCACCUUCCCAAUCGAACAGGUUUGAACAUUUGCGUUCAUACUCGACGUGGCGAUUUCGCCGGGUCGUCUAUGCAUCUUCCUUCGGACAGUCACUUUACAAUAGCAGCGAUACUGUUUAUAAUUGAGAGAGCUCGACUCGAAGACAGUCGCAUUCCUUACAUUUACUUAUUCACCGAUAAUACCGAAUGGACGACCGAAAAAGUAAUGAAGCCAUUCGCUCAACUCAAUAUCAGCAGUAUCGUACCAGAGGUAGCAAAUGUUCAUGAAAGCAGUCCACCUAACGCAGAAUGGGAAUUCAGUAGAAAAUACGUCCGUCCCGGAGUGCGAGAUGAUGAAUUUUUGCCGGUCGAUUUCUGGCCGCAGCAUUGGAUUCCUCUAGUGAACUCUAAGGAUAAUCGAAUCGUCGAAAUUGGACAACGUUCUUGA
Molecule: messenger RNA, 882 nt
Organism: Haemonchus placei
Lineage: Eukaryota; Metazoa; Nematoda; Chromadorea; Rhabditida; Trichostrongylidae
Source: the annotation of a GenBank genome assembly